This is a messenger RNA of Cottoperca gobio, 2072 nucleotides long. It is a transcript of the gene ccne1, whose product is annotated as cyclin E1. The coding region runs from base 311 to 1660 and encodes 449 amino acids. The transcript has 12 exons. The record is from RefSeq and is a predicted model, not a curated record. Lineage: Eukaryota; Metazoa; Chordata; Actinopteri; Perciformes; Bovichtidae.
CUAAAUUGUGGUGAAUUGAGUUAAAAAGUUGACUAUAAAGAGGCGGUCGAGCUGCGAGUUUAGCGCCAAGUUAAAUCCACUCCUCUCUGACGUUGACGCUUCAAGUCAUCUGUUCACUACAAGGCGCCAGCUCAGAGGAACUAGCCCGGCCUGGAUACACACAGCAACACAGAGAGCAGCCCUGAAGCUGAACAACAGGCGGGGAAGUUACACUUUAGUCUUCUUUAUUUUUUAGACGUGGAUAAGAGUGAACUUCAAGGGCAGAAUCUUGAGGUUUACUCCGAAACGGACACAUACCCCUCCGAGUAUAAUGCUAGGAAAACGGGAAGAGACAGAACCGAAGUCUGCUGCUGCCGAGGCGCCCAAAGAAAAUACAGUACGACCGAGAAAGAGGAAGGCAGAUGUUGCCAUUCAUUUACAAGACCCGGAUGAGGAGGUAGCAGAGAUGACGAAGAAGAAGAAGCAGCGUGAAUGUGAGCGGGGCUGGAGUCCUGAUGCUGGUUACACAAGUCCACAGAGGUGGAUCCCCACACCUGAUCAGGAAGAGGACCAACCAGUUUCCCUGAUAAAUGCAGGUUUCCCUCACUACAACUUUAACAACGUAUUUGUAACGCCUGUGCGUUGUGCCCCACUUCCUGCACUUUGCUGGGCCAGUAAGGAUGUGGUGUGGAACAACAUGUUGGAGAAAGAUAAGACCUACACCAAGGACGUCCACGUGAUGGAGAAACAUCCUCACCUGCAGCCCAAGAUGAGGGCAGUUCUCCUGGACUGGCUCAUGGAGGUGAGCGAGGUGUAUAAACUGCACAGGGAGUCUUACCACUUCGCUCAGGACUAUUUUGAUCGCUUCAUGGCCACACAGAGAAACGUCUUCAAGUCAACGCUGCAGCUCAUAGGCAUCACCUGUCUCUUCAUUGCAGCUAAAGUAGAGGAGAUGUAUCCUCCCAAGGUCCACCAGUUUGCCUAUGUUACAGACGAAGCCUGCACUGAAGACGAGAUUCUCAGUAUGGAAAUCAUUAUUAUGAAGGAGCUGAAUUGGAGUCUCAGCCCACAGACUCCCAUCUCCUGGCUCAAUGUUUACAUGCAGGUGGCCUACCUGAAAGAGACGGACGAGCUGCUCAUCCCCAGAUACCCCCAGAAAACCUUCACACAAAUCGCAGAGUUGUUGGACCUGUGUAUGCUAGAUGUGCAUUGCCUCGAGUUUUCCAAUGGCAUCCUUGCUGCUUCAGCUCUGUUUCACUUCUCCUCCCUGGAGCUGGUGGAAAACGUCUCAGCGCUGAAGAGGGUGGAAGUAGAGGCGUGCGUUAGGUGGAUGGUGCCCUUCGCCAUGUCUCUGCAGGAGGUUGGUGGGUCAUCUAUGAAAACAUUCACAGGAAUCCCUGCAGACGACCUGCACAACAUCCAGACCCAUGCCUCGUACAUUACAUGGCUGGACAAGGCCUACUCUUACCAGGAUGUGGAGGUGGAGCGUCAUGGCAACUGUCCUGUACCUUCAGGUGUCCUGACUCCACCCCAGAGCAGUGAGAAAAGUGAAGAGUUGGUCCAAGUUAAUGCUGCAGUGCUGAAAAUCAGGCCAGGAUUCAAACUCCAUCCCCACGAUGGCACCUUCCAAAGUAGUGAAGCCAACGCUGAAACUGACAAGACGACAGCAAAUCCGAAUUAGUUUUUUUUACCUUCCAGCUGUAAGGGAAGAAAAGCACCUCGGAUGUGUUGACUGAACACUGCAGUACAUGUGUACGAUGGAUUUUUAGUGGGAAGGCAUUGAUGGAAAUUGUAUUUUCUCCUUUUAAAGUAGAGCUGAUAACUUGGAUCCAGAUGCUUUUAAAUGUCUCUCUCGUGGGUGCACACAGUGACUAAACUGGGGAAACGCUGACACAGUGGAUGGCCCCUAUCCCCACAGAAAUAUUCAACCCUCCAGUUUAAAUGAAAACACAAAGCAAGGAGCAGUUACGGAUGGGACGGCUCGGGACAAGAUUUUUAUUUUUGAAUAGCAUUGCACCCAAAUGCUUGCAUUUAUUACCAGCCACGCCUACAUUUUGUGGUUGCCAUUUUUUUUUUUUUUCCUAUGCAGAGGC